AUGGAUCGAGUCGUUACAAAAACUGUUGAUGCUUUAAAUCGAUUUGGUGAACGUCUAGAACGACGUUUUUCAACUGGUGAUGAUGAUGAUUGUGGUCUUGAAAGAUCGGGAUCAGGUUAUAUGCAUUUAAAUUCUGGAUCAGCAUUUCAUCGACCAAUGAAUAGUAAAUAUAAUAGCGGUUUUUAUCAUUCAAGUCAACACGGUUUAGCUUACGGUGGUGUAGGAAAUUAUGCUUCGGAUAAUUUAGCUGGUAGUCCUGGUGGGCAUAGCAGUUUUCUUAAUUAUCGACAAGGUCCAAUGGGUUAUCCACAUGCUGAUGGUAUGGCGAGACCACCUUAUGGAACUGGAAUAGGCGGUCCAAUGGAUUGUGAUUAUGGAGGGGCAUAUCCCGGUCCAUCACCAGCUGUACCAUAUGGUGGUGCUCGUGGCAGUAUAGGAUAUGCUCCAGAUUAUUAUAUUGCUGAACGACGACAAGUUGACUUAAUUCCUGCUCCGCCACCACGCUAUAUUCGAGAACCUGUUCCUGUUCCUUUUCCUGUCGAUCGUCCUGUACCUCAACCGUAUCCUGUUGAAGUACCUAGACCAGUACCUGUUGAUCGACCUGUACCUGUGCCAGUUCCAUCACCGGUAUAUGUCGAUCGACCAGUGCCUGUUCCUGUACGAGUACCGGUUCCUUCACCUCCAAUUCGAGUCCCAGUCCCUGUUCCAGUUCCUUCACCUCCAAUUCAAGUUCGGGUCCCUGUUCCAGUUCCUUCACCUCCAGUUCAAGUCCCCGUCCCAGUUCCUUCUCCAGUUCCAUGCUAUAUUCCUGUUGGUGUUCCUGUUCCAUCACCUCCUCCAAGUCCUACUAUGGUCGAGAAUUCAGUUACUCAUAGUCAACGUUGGACUACUAGUUCACCCGCCAUGAUGCAUCAGCGAUGUCAUCUGACUGGUUCACCUGUAAUGAUGAAUCAACAACGUCAUAUGGCUGGUUCACCUGUAAUGAUGAAUCAGCAACGUUAUAUGGCUGGUUCACCUGUAAUGAUGAAUCAACAACGUUAUAUGGCUGGUUCACCUGUUAUGUGCAUGAAUCCAUGUGCUACACCUUAUGGCAAUGGUUCCUUUUUUCGUUAA
Rotaria sordida is the source of this 1113-nucleotide messenger RNA. The record is from the annotation of a GenBank genome assembly. NCBI's taxonomy places the organism in Eukaryota, Metazoa, Rotifera, Eurotatoria, Philodinida, Philodinidae.